This is a messenger RNA of Alnus glutinosa, 1789 nucleotides long. Its product is annotated as geraniol 8-hydroxylase-like. The record is from RefSeq and is a predicted model, not a curated record. NCBI's taxonomy places the organism in Eukaryota, Viridiplantae, Streptophyta, Magnoliopsida, Fagales, Betulaceae. The transcript is spliced from 2 exons. The coding region runs from base 115 to 1614 and encodes 499 amino acids. Gene Ontology annotation, molecular function: iron ion binding; monooxygenase activity; heme binding.
UAUAGUUUUGCUUCUUAUCUAUAAAGAAAGAAGAGUAGUCGUCUUGUUUUCCCAUUGCUUUUUGUUCUUUCUUCUGUGAGCUAUAGAUCGAUCGAGUACUCAAGAGAGAGAGAGAUGGAUUUCUUGAUGAGCUUUGUAAUUGGUCUUUGCCUUUUCUGGAUCUUAAUCAAAGCCUUCCAUAUAAUUCCCAGAAGCAAAGCAACUCACAGCAAGCUUCCACCUGGUCCAAAACCUUUUCCGGUCAUCGGAAACCUCUUAGAACUCGGUGAUAAACCACACAGGUCCCUAACCAAGCUUGCCAAGCUUCAUGGCCCCAUAAUGACCCUAAAACUAGGCAGAGUAACCACAAUAGUCAUUUCUUCAGCAGACAUGGCCAAAGAAGUCCUCCAAACACAUGACCAAAUCUUGUCCAACCGAACCGUCCCGGAUGCAGUCCGAGUCCACGAACACGACAAGUUCGGCUUGCCAUGGAUACCCGUUUCAAGCCAGUGGAGAAACCUUCGCAAAAUAUGCAAUGGCCAACUAUUCUCCAACACAGCACUAGAUGCCAACCAAGAUAUCAGGCGCAAGAAAGUACAAGAGCUCCUCGCCGAAACUCGUCAAAGCAGCCUAAGCGGUGAGGCAGUAAAUAUUGGCAGAGCAGCUUUCAAGACUACACUUAAUAUGUUAUCAAACACCAUUCUUUCGGUGGAUUUGGCCGACCCGAAUUCUGAGGUGGCUAAAAAGUUCAAGGAGAUUGUGUGGAAUAUCAUGAAAGAGGUAGGGAAACCAAACAUAGCAGAUUAUUUUCCUGUGCUUCAUAAGUUGGAUCCCCAAGGGAUAAGGCAGCGCUUGACAGUUAACUUUGGGAAGAUGACAGAUCUCUUUGCCCACAUGAUUAGGGAACGGAUGCAGUUGAGAAAAGUGUCUGGUUUUGUCACAAACAGUGAUAUGUUAGACACCCUUCUCAACUUCAGUGAAGAAAACAGUGAAAAGCUGGACAAGACCUUGAUGGAGCAUUUCUUCUUGGAUCUAUUUGCUGCCGGCACUGAUACAACUUCAGCCACUUUGGAAUGGGCAAUGGCAGAGCUACUCCGCAACCCAAGGGCAUUGUCAAAAGCCAAAUUAGAGCUGGAGCAAGUAAUUGGUGAAGGUCACCCGGUUGAGGAAUGGGAUAUUUCUCGGUUACCUUACUUACAAGCAAUAGUCAAAGAAACAUUCCGGCUACACCCGUCAGUUCCUUUGCUACUCCCUAGGAAAGCUGAAGCAGAUGUAGAAAUCAAUGGCUAUAUUAUUCCAAAGGGUGCACAAGUGCUAGUGAAUGCAUGGGCUAUAGGCCGAGACUCUAGCUUAUGGGAGAAUGCAAAUUCAUUUAUGCCGGAGAGGUUCUUGGGGUCGGACGUUGAUGUUAAAGGCCGGAACUUUGAGCUUAUACCCUUUGGUAGUGGAAGGAGAAUAUGUCCGGGUUUGCCAUUGGCAAUACGAGUGUUGCACUCGAUGUUAGGUUCUCUUAUCCACACCUUUGAUUGGAAGCUUGAAGAUGGGGUUAAACGUGAGGAUAUGAACAUGGAAGAAAAGUUUGGUAUAACUCUACAGCGUGCUCAUCCUCUGAGAGCUGUCCCUAUUCCACUCUAAAAUAGCUAGGUUGAAGAAUUUACUUUGUUGUAGCUUAAGAAGAGAAUAUGCAUAUCUACAAAAAAAUAAUAUUAAAAUUUGUAUUAGCAUCUGUUUGGUGUAUUGUACGUACUAUAAUUUUGUCGAAUAACAUACGUACAUAUAUAUAUAUAUAGCUUGUGAUUUUGACGAUGAA